AUGAAUAAACAAUCAAGCUAUGAAAAUUAUGGAUAUAAGGAAUCUGCUUUAAACUUAGAAAUUACAGUUAUUGUUAAAUUAAAUUCAUUUUACAAUGUAGAUAUCUAUUGUCUGAGCUAUGACUCGACUGGUAUAUACUCCUACUUAAGUUAUCCUUUAACUCGAGAUAUGAUAGCUACUACAGAUAAUAAUUCUAAAGCAAUGAUUUUAAAACUAUAUUUUGAUAGUGAACCAACUGCAAAACAAAGUUAAAGCAUUGUCUGUUAAGCUUAGUACAAAUAUCCUUCAUAAACUACCAGAAUUAUCAUAGGAGAUUGGUCAGUAUGUUCAGAUGCUACAAACACUAACAAUAAUAAUGUAACAACCGAUCAAAAUACUUCUACACAAGUUGCUAUAGAAAAAUCAUAUUCUAAAAUUAAACCCUACCCAUUAUUUUUAUACUUUCUAACUGAUUACACCAAUUUAGUUGACAUAUUACCUGAUGAAUUGACUUUGCUUGGAGAAUAAGAACUCACAACUAUCUUUUUAUAAAGCAGCAGUCUAUCCUUAUCUUCAACUUUGUAGCCUAAACUAGUAGAUACAAGUAAGAUCCUAAUUGUUCCUGAAUUGUCUAUAACUCUUAGCUUUGCUCAAUCAACACUUAAUGCUGAUAUUUCAAUUACUAAUGUGGAUGGGAUCAUUGCAAUUGGAGUCACAGAAUUAGGGGUGUCAAUUGAUGUCUCAGAAUUCUUUGUUUAAGCAUCUUCCAAAUUAGUAAUCAGUGAUCUCACAAGCAUUUAAUAGAAUAUAGUUGUUAAUUAUAGAAUAUCCAAUUUAAAUAUUGGGAAAGAUUAUUUCGUUAAUGUUGUUGGAUUUUUGUACCCUCAAGCAGAAAGUCCAAAUAGUGGAAUCAUCAGAAAGCCAAUAUUGGCUUCAAGAAUAAAGACUUUAGAUUCUUCAAUUUUAAUGCUGAUAUUUAUAUUUUUUAUAUCAUUAAUAUGA
Messenger RNA from Paramecium tetraurelia, 981 nucleotides. RefSeq lists its product as uncharacterized. Lineage: Eukaryota; Ciliophora; Oligohymenophorea; Peniculida; Parameciidae. The transcript is spliced from 2 exons. The record is from RefSeq and is a predicted model, not a curated record.